CCCUCCCUCCGUCAACAACUGGACUCCAGCUAUUUGUAUUUUCACUGCUAGCCUGCUAACGAUGAUUCAUUGCGUUCGAAAAAAGCCAAUUUAACCUAAUCUGGGGGACAUUUAUUUUUCUGUCGUGUGCUUGCAACAUACUCCAUCGAUAGCUGGUGCCGAUGUGCAUUAAAUGUGAGCCGAAGGGCCGACGAGAGCGGUGAUAUCUUGUGGCUCACCGUCCUUUAGCCGCCUCGGAGAGCAGCUACUGCUAGCACCUCCGGAGAGAGUUAGCUGGCUGACAGCUGGCUCGGCUAGCUACGUGCCUUCAACAGUAACGUAGCUAAGAUUUACUCCCCGAAACAAUGCAUUCUCUCUGACAUUGAGAGGACUGAUGCCCAGUUGGUUGACACAUUGGAGUAACUAAAACUAGCUAAGGUGCCAUUGAAGAUAACAGGGUGAGCCGUCAUUACACCUGCCGAUGCACCCCUGGUUCUGAUCAGAGCUGCCAAUAUGAUGCCGAUGAUAUUGACGGUGUACCUCAGCGAUGGGGAGCAGGCUGUGACGGAGGUGCCCAUCACCCCUGAGACGACGUGCCGGGAUGUCGUGGAGUUCUGCAAAGAGCCCGGAGAGAGCGGCUGCCACCUGGCUGAGGUCUGGAGAGGCAACGAGCGAGCGAUCCCCUUCGAACACAUGAUGUAUGAACAUCUGCAGAAAUGGGGGCCUCGGAAACAAGAAGUCAAGUUCUUCCUCCGGCACGAAGACUCACCGACAGAGAGCAGCGAUCAAGGGAGUCAGCAGUCUCAGGAUCAGACGAGUCGCAGAAGUGGAAGCAGCGGAGAGAAGAACAGUGAGAACGGGGUGGGGAAUCAGCGUGUGGAGCUCACGCUGUCGGAGCUGCAGGAGAUGGCCACACGGCAGCAGCAGCAAAUCGAGGCUCAGCAGCAGAUGCUCGUCGCAAAGGAGCAACGUCUGCGCUACCUGAAGCAGCAGGAGCGGCGUCAGCAGCAAACCGUUUCAGAGAGCGAGAAGCUGCAGAAGCUGAAGGAUCGCGUGGAGAACCAGGAGGCAAAGCUCAAGAAGAUCCGGGCAAUGAGAGGCCAGGUGGACUACAGCAAGGUCAUCAAUGGCAACCUGUCGGCAGAGAUAGAGCAGGUCAGCGGCCUGUUCCAGGAGAAGCAGGGGGAGCUGCAGUCUGCGGUGCUGAGGGUGGAGCAGCUCAGCCUGCAGCUGGAGGACCUGAGGAGGGGGAAGCUCAACGGCAUUCAGACCGCUCUGGGGGGCCAGGUCAGCGGCGCUGCAGCCCUCGAGCUCCGCAAACUGUACCAGGAGCUUCAGAUCCGGAACAAGUUGAACCAGGAGCAGAACAGCAAGCUGAAGCAGCAGAAGGAUAUCCUGAACAAACGCAACAUGGAGGUGACGCUCAUGGACAAACGCAUCAGCGAGCUGCGGGAACGUCUCUACAAGAAAAAAGCUGAGCUGAACAGAACCAACGGGCCCCCCUCCCCUCAGCCGGCUGCUGGUACUCUGGGCCGCGUCGCUGCCGUGGGGCCGUACAUCCAGGUGCCUGUCCCGGGCAGACAGGAAGGAGGCUACAACAUCCCCCCCGAUCCCCUCAAGCCUCAGACUCUGGGCGUCAAUAACCAAGCCAACCACGGCCGCACCAAGUCAGCGAGUGAAGCUGGUUGGCCUACUUUAGGCAAGUCAAACUCAACUCUGAAGCCUCCUGAGAGACGAAACUCAGGGACUGACACCCAGGGCAAGAGCCCUCCCUCAGGCUCCCCCGUCACUCCGAGUGCAGACAAGGUGCUAGACUCCAAAAUGGUUGUGUCCUCCCCCGCCAUAUCAAAGCCACAGCCGCCUCCCUAUGGCUCCCACCUCAUCUCAGCAAACUCGGCCACCACCUUGGAUCGACGCAAGGAAGUUCCUCCUCCUCCUCGCCCCCUCCUAAACCCCCCAGCUCCAGCUCCGGCUUGGCCCCGCACCCCCGCCACCACCGGCUCGUCCUCGCAGCAGAUCCAGCAGCGGAUCUCGGUGCCGCCGAGUCCCACCUUCCAGCAGAACGCCCCGCUCUUCCCCCCCGGGCUGAGCGAGCGGCUGGACCCCCCCCCAGCUGUGGCAGUGCGCCCCUUCAUCCCGGACAGAGGGUCACGGCCGCAGUCGCCCCGAAAGGGUCCGCCUACCAUGAACUCCAGCUCCAUCUAUCACAUGUACCUCCAGCAGGCAGCGCCAAAGAGCCAGCCGCUCAAACCGGCGCUCAAAGCAGUAUAUGGGAAGCCUGUCCUCCACCCCAGCUCGACCCCCCCCUCGCCUCUGCCUUUCACCCAGGCCGGAGGGGCCUUCCCGUUGCUCCAAGGCCAUCUCGUUGGUGAGGACUCUAUGGACGGAGAAAUGGAUGAUCAGGAGUUCUACCAGCACCCAGAGCCCUUAGCCCCUCCCCCCAGCGUGGAGAACAUCCCACGGCCGCUCAGCCCCACCAAGCUCACCCCCAUGGUUCACUCCCCGCUGCGCUACCAGAGCGACUCGGAUCUCGAGGUGCUACGUAAGAAGCUGGCGAACGCUCCGAGGCCGCUGAAGAAGCGCAGCUCCAUCACAGAGCCGGAGGGCCCCAGCGGCCCCAACAUCCAGAAGCUGCUCUACCAGAGGUUCAACACCCUGGCAGGGGGCAUCGAGGGCAAUGGAGUCAGCGGGUCGGGAGGAGGCAACGGUGCAGGUAACGGAACGCCAUUUUAUCAGCCGGCGAACCCUCCUGCGUAUCUGGGAGGCGACUCGGGGGCGGAUACAGACAAUGGAAACCUCCUCUCUGAGCUGCCGCUUCCUCCUCCACCGGGGGCCGAGGAGCUGGGCGGUCUGACAUCACCGAGUGACGCCAACGCCAACGAGUCGCUGCCCGCGCCACCAGAGCUGGAUCCCGCUGAAGACGAGGAGGCAGAGGACGACAACAACAACAACAUGGGGGGCUCUGAGGCGUCGCUGCCCAGCCCCCUGCUGGAGGUCAGCACUCCAGAGGAGAGCGGCUCCGCCAGCUCACACACUCUGGAGAAGCGUACGAACCUGAAGAAGCCGGACUCUGAGCGGACGGGCCACGGCUUCAGGGUGAAGUUCAACCCUCUGGCUCUGCUGCUGGACGCCUCGCUGGAGGGGGAGUUUGACCUCGUCCAGAGGAUUAUCUAUGAGGUGGAGAACCCGAGCACGGCCAAUGACGAGGGCAUCACCCCCCUGCACAACGCCGUGUGUGCGGGACACCACCACAUAGUCAAGUUCCUGCUGGACUUUGGGGUGAACGUCAACGCUGCAGACAGCGACGGAUGGACUCCACUCCACUGUGCCGCCUCCUGCAACAGCGUUCAUCUCUGCAAGGUGCUGGUGGAAUCAGGGGCCGCCAUCUUUGCCAGCACCAUCAGCGAUGUGGAGACUGCUGCAGAUAAAUGCGAGGAAAUGGAAGAGGGCUUCAUCCAAUGCUCCCAGUUUCUAUACGGAGUUCAGGAGAAGCUGGGCGUAAUGAACAAGGGCACGGUGUACGCUCUGUGGGAUUACAAAACUCAGAAUCCGGACGAGCUGGCGUUCAGCGAAGGAGACGCCAUCACCAUCCUGCGGCGGCAGGACGACAGCGAGACAGACUGGUGGUGGGCGAGACUCGAAGACACCGAGGGCUACGUGCCACGCAACCUGCUAGGGCUCUAUCCCCGGAUCAAGCCUCGUCAGCGCUCCCUGGCGUAAUGUCUCACUCCUCUCUCACUCCUCUCUCACUCCGCUGACCUCUGGCUAACAGCUGGACUUGUGACACAAAGAGCAGAGAACAAACGAGCCUGGUGCUCUGUCUUCUUCCCGCGGCCAUAACCCCCCCCCCCCCUCCCCAGCAAGCAAUGGGCACCAAACUGACACACAUAUUUCCAUGUGCACACACACACACAUGCAACAAAACACUAGCACUCCAAAUGCGAAAAAUCUCUUAAACCACUCCACCCUGACCCCUACCCUCCUCCUCUCAUCCUUUUGCUCAUUCAUUGUCCUAACUUGGUUUUACCGCCGUUAACUGACAGCUGUGUAUUUAUUUGAAGAUAAUAACACUAACUUAUGUUUAAGUAUUCAUUGCAGCCAUGAGUUCUUAAAUGGCGCUGGUCUGUAUGACACUAUGGUAACUGAAAAAUCAUCUGUAAUGGUGAGACAUUACAGGUUUAUGUAAGUAAAUUGUUAUCAAUUUAUUAUAGUUUUUUUUUUAUCCCAAUUUGAUCCCCUUGCAUGAUAAAAACACUGACGCAGAAAAAUGUGCUACGUGUUUUAUCUUGCUAUAGUCUAACCACCAAAGAUGAAUAUAGAUUUAACAAUGUUUUAAUCCUAUUACUCCCUAAGACCUCGCAUAAUUGUUGAGGUGGGGAGUGAGAUAAUCAAUUGAUUUGCUGCUUUCAGAAAUGAAUGAAUAUAAAGAAUCCCUUUUUCCCCUCAAGGAAAAAUAUAAAAAAGGUGUAGAUUCUCAGUAUUAACUACACAGGCCAGUCCGAACAAAUCCAGCGUAUUAAAGCCAAGAUGAACAUAAAUUGACGGCUCACAAAUUGUCAUGAAUUGAAUUUCAUGAACAUCAUUACAUGUUUUUUCAUUCAGUGUGAUCUGUUCAGAUUCUGUAUGCGGGAGUGUUAUGGGUUAUCCAGUUUGUAAUAUGAGAUUUCAAGAUCCAAAUAUUUACGCAGAGUUUGUAUUUUUGGUAAUCUGAUUGUCCUUGAAAUGAACGGCUCAUGCUAUUGUGAUUGAAAUGGGCAACAAACAGUAUUUUGCUUUACCAAAAAAGGUUGCCAAAUUGAGAAGCUGUGUCUGCACAACAUCUGUAGAGUGUGAUCCAAGCUUACAAAUGUAAAUCUAUUAUAUUACUAUACGUAUUGCCGCAUUUAGAAAUAUGAAAAAAGUUGUUCCACAGCGGUGAGGCGGGCAAGAAUCGGCUCCACAGAGACAGAAAGAUACUAUUUAAUUUGUGCUAUUUUUAAGUCGUUACAGUAUGUAUAACCUUUUUUUUAAGCAUUUAUUAUAAGUUGUUCCUCACUUCAGAGUUUUUUUUUCUGACUUCUGGCACUUGACCUUUUAUUUUUCUAUGAUUUCACUUGACCACAUGGCAAAACACGUGCAAGCAGUAUUUUCUUAAUCAAAGGAAACCUGUCUUUUAAUGAAAUUCAGACACUCCACACCAAAAACACUCGCCCAAACCAUCUUACAGGCUUUGUAGACCUCACUAGACAAAGUGAACACUCAAUAUUUAUAACAUUUUCUUAAUAUGUCUCUCGUCAUCUUACGUUGCAGUUCUUUCUUUGAUGCUGUGACAAACAAACCCCACUUUAACUCAGGACCAACACGGUGCUGCAGACACAGUUCCAUCACUCAACUAGUGAUCAUAUUUCUAUUUUCUAUCACCACAAACAUCACCUUCAUUUGUGCAGCGAAACAAAUACACAGUCCAAAUUCAAAUAAAUAAAAUCAGUAAUGGGCAUAAGUAAUUGAUCGAUGAAGAGAUGGUUAUUGUGUUUAGAUUCAGAUUUCGAAUUCGCUACAGACAAUCCUGAAUUGACCCAGUUCUCUUCUUCCAGCUGCCCCCUUUCAGGUCUACACCACUCCAGUAACACUAAUACAUGUGUUGUUUGUCACAUAAUUCAACAUCAACAGUCCAUCAACUUGUUCCUGAACCCUGAGUGACUGAGCGUAAUGCCAAGUGUGCUAGUGGCCCAUGCUUUAUCAUGGCUUCAUCUGCAUAGUGUGAGGAGAUGUGUUAUAUGUCUGUUUGCUGUAUGGAGAAGUGGGCUUGCUGUAUAAACGCUGUACUCACACAUUGAGUUCUGUAAAUGUGAAUAAUAAAACAGAAGCUCUGGCAUGACAAAUGUAUUUCAGUGUCGUAUCCGCAAAAUAAUUCAUCGAAUGCAGUGUUGCAUUUUAUAAAAUGUUUAAAUAUUG
Molecule: messenger RNA, 5913 nt
Organism: Trematomus bernacchii (emerald rockcod)
Lineage: Eukaryota; Metazoa; Chordata; Actinopteri; Perciformes; Nototheniidae
Product: apoptosis-stimulating of p53 protein 1-like
Biological process (GO): negative regulation of cell cycle; regulation of apoptotic process; apoptotic process
Cellular component (GO): nucleus
Molecular function (GO): p53 binding; transcription factor binding
Source: RefSeq, a predicted model, not a curated record